Molecule: messenger RNA, 1582 nt
Organism: Brachypodium distachyon (stiff brome)
Lineage: Eukaryota; Viridiplantae; Streptophyta; Magnoliopsida; Poales; Poaceae
Exons: 6
Coding region: 105-1100 (331 amino acids)
Cellular component (GO): chloroplast envelope; chloroplast thylakoid membrane
Source: RefSeq, a predicted model, not a curated record
CUACUCUGGCCGGGUCUCCUCUCGGCGUUCCGGAGGAGUCCCACCAGGCCACCAACCUGCUUCUUCCUCCGCCCCGAUAAGCCCUAAUCGCCACCUCCACCUCCAUGGCGACCACCACCUUUUUCCAUCCGCUCGCCGUCCCCAUCGCCAGCGGUGCCCGCCUUCGUCGUUGUCCCCUCACCCUGCCCACCCCCACCCGCACAACUCCCCGGCGGCCGACGCCCCUCCUCGUCGCCCGCGCCAAGCGCGCUGGCAACCGGACCACUGCCGCCUCCCGGCAGCCCGCGAACCCCAACGCUUCCCCGAAGCGAGAGUCGGAUGAGGAGGUGGAGGUGGAGGAGGAGCUGCCGUGGAUCCAGGACAAGGCGCUGGACCUCGUGGAGUUCACCGGCACCGUCACGCAGGCCAUACCUGGGCCUCGCGUCGGCUCCAGCCCCGUCCCGUGGCUCCUUGCCGUGCCGCUUGCCUACGUUGGUGCCACCUUCGUGCUCUCAGUUGUGCGCACCGUUCGCAAGUUCACCUCCCCGCGCACUCAGAAGAAGAAGAGGGUGACUAAGAAUAUAUUCUUGUUGAAGUCACUAGAUGAGUUGUUUCAGAAGGGCAGGGAAGCAGUGGGGUUUCCAGCUCUCCAAGAGUUAAUGCAAAAGACAGGAUUUGACAUGGAUGAUGUGGUAAGAAAGUACAUCCGAUACACACUGAAUGAAAAACCAUUCAAUCCCGAUGUGGUUGUGGAUCUCAUUCAUCUUAGGAAAGCAUCAAUGUUAGAAGAUGCCGAAGUUGCUGAAAUUCUGAAUGAAAUAUCAAGACGAAUUGUUCGGGAAAAAGGUCCAAUAGUUAUGGACUUAUCUGGAUUUACAGAACAAGGUUUUAAACGGAAACUUGCUGUGCAGACAUUGUUUGGAAAAAUCAUGUACUUAUCAGAGCUCCCGGAGUUCUGUUCUCGCGACAGCUCGCUUGUGGUCAAAGAAAUCUUUGGAGUUACAGAUGAGGAUGCAGACAGCCUUCGCAGUCAUACCCUUUCUGAAACUGGUGAUAUCGAGUCAUUGCAAAGGAUGGUCGAUGAUUCUGACUUUGAACAUGGUACCCCAUCGUCAUCUUGAAGAACCUUGAUGCAAGGAUACUGAGUAUCUUCUAUCAUAGAAGCUUCACGUGAGUUUUUUUAAUAGCUGAAGAAGAGAGGGAUGUCCUGGAUAGGCCGACCACAAGUUUUGUACAUCUUCUAUUAUUAGGAUUGUAGUUUCGGGCAGUGUCUCAGACCUGUCAAUCACCUGAGUAAACAAGAAAUUCGCCAAGAGAACAGUAGCGAUGAGUUCAUAUAAAGCGAUAGAUUUCUAACCUCAUUUGCGCAAAAAAAAAUUGUAAUGAUUUUUCUUUUUGUUCCUGUCCAUGCUUUGCACGAAUGAACCAAUUUUCUAUAAUUCCCUGUUUGUGAUGUGAGAAACGCAAAUCUAGCUUUUGUGCGCUUGGCGAUGCAACUAGGUUAUUCUAGGGUGUGUUUGAUUGGAAGAAUCAAGUGGAAUGUAAUUGAAUGGUUCUAGAUCCACGUAAUGAAAAGGUGUCAUCUUGAUGUUUGAUUGAUGAA